Messenger RNA from Penicillium digitatum Pd1, 840 nucleotides. Its product is annotated as putative Transesterase (LovD). The record is from RefSeq and is a predicted model, not a curated record. NCBI's taxonomy places the organism in Eukaryota, Fungi, Ascomycota, Eurotiomycetes, Eurotiales, Aspergillaceae.
AUGCUGAAGGCCACUUCGUAUACAACUAGGCAAUUGGAGAACGAACACUACUCGGGCGAGAAGCAACCACAGCAGCUCGACGAUGUACUGUACCUAGCCUCAGCUACCAAACUGAUUACAACCAUCGCCGCCCUACAGUGCGUUGAAGACGGCCUGUUAACUCUAGACGGCGACCUGUCAUCCAUCACCCCAGAGCUCGCUACAAGGCACGUUCUCACAGGGUUUGCGGAAGAUGGAAGCCCUCAGCUCGACUCACCAGCCCGCCCCAUCACCCUCAAAAUGUUGCUUACACACAGCUCCGGCAUCUCCUACUACUUCCUGAACCCGAUGAUCGCCAAGUGGCACACGCACUUCCAACCCGGUGCUGGCUGGAUGUAUGGGCCCGGUCUUGACUGGGCUGGCCGCGGUGACUUUGGUGGUCAUGGAUUGUUCAUAUCCGGCUUGGAUUUUGUUAAGAUUCUGCGCUCGCUGCUGGCUAAUGAUGGCAAGUUGCUCAAUGCUAAUACCGUCGACAAUAUGUUCCAGCAACACCUUGGCCCUGAAGAAGCGGCAGACCACCAAGCUGCCCUUGCUGGUCCCAUUGGGCCCUUUUUCCGCGUUGGUAUAGAUCCGGAAUUGAAGGUUGGCUAUGGUCUGGGCGGUUUGCUGACACUUGAAGAUGUUGAUGGCUGGUAUGGCGAGCGGACGUUGACUUGGGGUGGUGGCUUGACGCUCACCUGGUUUAUUGAUCGAAAGAACAACCUUUCUGGCGUCUGUGCCAUCCAGGCUGUGCUGCCAGUUGACGGAGAUUUGGUGGCCGAGCUAAAGCAAACCUUCCGCCAUGAUAUUUAUCACAAAUAA